CUGCUCUUCUUCUCCCCUGCAGCUCCCGAAAGCCCCCAAGCUGCCGACUUCCAUACUUGAAAGAAAAACCCGGUAGAAAGCUUGAAAUUUCUCCUUCUUUCUUGCUCAAUAACAAGUUUUAGGACUUAGAACUCUCUCUCUCAACCCAGAAAUUUCAGAUCUACUCGGUGUCUCUUCCUCUCUUGUCCGUCGGUUUCUGCUGGGUGUGAAUCCUUCGGCUUUUUCUGUUCCCGUGAGUUUCCCUCCAGGAUCCCGUCGGCUUCCUCACCAGCCAAGCUCGGUUUCUGCUGGGAAAAUUCUGGAAGCGAAACUGAGGAUGGGGAAACCACGAGAAGUGACGAGUUAGGAGGUUAGCCAUUUCGAGAUUGAUAUAGAUUUUAAAAAUAUAUCAUACUUUUGUAAGAUAGAUUUUAUCUUGAAUUUAUGAGAUCAAAACAGAUUUCGAUCAUUAGAUCAAUUACCUGGAUACCCCACAUCACAUGAGACGAAUCUUGUGCUUGUGGCUCGGUGGGCUUAGUUUUAAAAUGCUUGGGCAUGAUGAAGACAUCAAGCAUUUAAAUGUAGAGAAUUCGGGGAAGGGUAAGUGGUUAACGAAGAAGGUGACAACGCUACAUUUAUAAUGACUUUAAGUACAAGUGAAUCAACUGCAUUUUUAGCUAUUAUUGAUUCUUUUUGUUUACCUAGUAUUAAGGUAUUAAUCUUGUGAGACUUCAUCUUGUGUUAUGAUAAAGUGUAAAAUUAAUAAAUGGUUGUAUGAAAUAUUAAACUAAAUUUAUGGAAGCUUAUUGAACUUAGCCUUUUGUUGUUGAAGUUCAGCUUGUAUCAAUAACAUUGUAAUCUUUGUAAAAUGUGGCUUUGAAAGACACCAAAAACAAAUAAAUGUGGCUUUGGAAG
Messenger RNA from Rubroshorea leprosula, 894 nucleotides. The record is from the annotation of a GenBank genome assembly. Lineage: Eukaryota; Viridiplantae; Streptophyta; Magnoliopsida; Malvales; Dipterocarpaceae.